Molecule: messenger RNA, 690 nt
Organism: Emiliania huxleyi CCMP1516
Lineage: Eukaryota; Haptophyta; Isochrysidales; Noelaerhabdaceae
Exons: 1
Molecular function (GO): calcium ion binding
Source: RefSeq, a predicted model, not a curated record
GUCACGCUGUUGCGCGGCGAGCACCUGCUGGCGGCGGACCGCGGUGGGACCUCGGACCCGUACGUCAUCCUCGACCUCUCGUCGAUCCAGCGCCGCUCCAGCACCGUCAAGAGGAGCAUUGACCCCGUGUGGAACGAGACGUUCCAGUGGAACGGCGUGCUGCGCGACCUGCUCGACGAUGGGCUUAUCAUUUCCGUCUUCGACCGGGAUAAGCACUCGCGUGACGACAACAUCGGCAUGGCGCACGUCAGCUUCGAUGCUCUGUUCGCCACGCGUGAGGCGAGCCUCUCUUGCGAGCUGUCGAUCCAAGGCACCAUCCACUUGGAGGUUAAGUGGCAGCGCGCGGCCGCAGAGGCCGAGGCCGCCCUCGCCGCCGGCCUCGCAGCCGCGCGCUCGGCGCCAGUUGACCCAGCGGCACUCUCCGGGCGUGGGGUGGUGGUUGUGCGGCUCUUCUCCGCGGAGGGUCUCCGAUCCGCAGACAGCAACGGCUUCUCCGACCCCUACGUGCGGCUUAGUCUCGCAGGGCGCAAGGAGACGUCGGAAACGCGCUACGAGACGCUGGACCCGAUCUGGGACGAGACGUUUUAUUUCCCGGGGGUUGUCAAGACCCUGCUUGCCGCGCCGCUCAAGCUUUCCCUCUACGACAGGGACAAGCUAGACGCCGACGACCCGCUAGGCGAGGUGAAGUUG